CCAACCAGAAAGCAAACGGUUGGGAGGAAUUGAUUUUGCUGGUAGAAUCAGGCUCCUGCUCUCAUCUGCUACUUCCCCAACCCUGGAGCAUGGGAGGAACCAAAACACAAUUAUGAAAACUUUGUAAUCACAGCUUAACAACCCCUGUCUUUGAAACUUCUGAUUGCCUUCUGUGAGUCCAGCCUGUUAUAUCUAUAUUUUUUACUAAAUAUGCAAGGGUUGAGGGCUUUUUCAGAUGGCUUCAUUUGCCGGUUCCAGCCUUCAGCAGGAGAGGAUGUACAAGUUACAUCGGGACCACGAGUCCAUGCACGCGGAGAUGAUCUUGAUCUUCUUCUGCGCCCUGGUCAUCGCACAGGUAGUGCUGGUGCAGUGGAGACAAAGGCACAGGCGGUCCUACAAUCUGGUGACCCUGUUGCAGAUGUGGGUUGUUCCUUUGUAUUUCACUAUAAAACUUUACUGAUGGUGGCGGUUUCUCUCUCUGUGGGGAAUGUUCUCAGUCAUGACCAGUUACGUCCUCUUCAGAGCUACCCGAAAACCCCUCUCAGGGAGAACGCCACGAUUGGUCUACAAAUGAUUUCUUCUAAUCUACAAACUCAGUUAUGCAUUUGGUGUUGUGGGUUAUUUGGCUAUCAUGUUUACAAUGUGUGGAUUCAAUUUGUUUUUCAAAAUCAGGGCUAGAGAUUCCAUGGAUUUUGGCAUUGUAUCCUUGCUCUAUGGCCUCUACUACGGAAUAAUGGGGAGAGACUUUGCUGAGAUCUGCUCAGACUACAUGGCUUCUACUCUAGGGUUCUACAACAUCAGCGGGAUGUCCACAAGGAGCUUGUCAGACAACAUCUGUGCCGUCUGUGGGCAGGAGAUCAUUGUGGACCUGGACGAAGAAGGAUUCAUUGAGAACACCUACCAGCUUUCGUGCCAUCGUGUCUUUCAUGAAUUCUGCAUCCGAGGCUGGUGUAUUGUUGGUAAAAAGCAGACUUGCCCUUACUGCAAAGAGAAAGUUGAUUUGAAGAGGACGAUCAGUAACCCCUGGGAGCACACGCAUUUUUUGUAUGGACAAAUCCUGGACUGGCUUCGUUAUUUGGUGGCCUGGCAACCUGUGGUGAUAGGAAUAGUUCAAGGCAUCAGCUAUUCACUAGGGCUGGAAUAGUCCAGUGGGCUUACCCUAGAAGCAAUGUAUUGCAUGUUGGAAUAUUUGUCAGUCUUUGAUUCUACAUUUAAUAUUUCUUUUCCUUUUUUUAAUUUUAACAAUGAUCCCAAGAAUCUAGAGAACUGGAUAAUUUCAUGUCACACUUAAAACAAUAUGUCUAUGUGAACAGAAUUUAAAGAGAAGCUGAACAAUGGAAUAAACAAAUAAAGUGUGUUUUUUUUCAUCUUUCCCAUUACAGUUGUUUUCUCACCCGUGCUUGCAACACAUUUUAUUACACCAAACAUCCCACCUCCAGACUGGCCGAUAAUGAUCCUAUCUGAAGAGUGUUUGCAAACAGCUUUGCAAAGUACUUCUCACAUAUGACAUUUAAUUAUAACUAAUAACUAAUAGGUUGACGCAAAUGGUUAAGCGCUCAGCUACUAACCAAAAGGUUAGUGGUUCAAAUCCACCCAGAGGCACCUCAAAAGAAAGGCCUGGUGAUCUGCUUCCAAAAGAUCACAGCCAUUAAAACCCUAUGGAGUACAGGUCUACCCUGAAACACUUGGGGCCGUCAUGAGGCAGAAUCCACUGGACCUCAGAUGGUUAUUUUAAUAUCUUCUCAUUAGUUCAACAUCUUCAGAGAAGUCGGUAGAAAUUGUUAGGUCCUCUAUGGUUAAAGAUAGGGUCUUUUCUGCUUUAUGUGCUUGGAACCAUGUGAUGUUUGGGCACAGAGGGAAUUACCCCCAAAGCCUCUGACACCAGGUGCCAUGGGUCCCUCUGUGGGCCAAGUUGCACUGAGCCUCCUGGGGCUGCCAAAAGCACUCACCCCCCUCCAGGAUCUGCUGUACACACACAGACGCGCACGUACAUUCUAGUGCCUUACUUUGCUUUCAGUUUCUUCAUAGCAUUUAUCAACAUCUGAAAUUAUACUAUAGACGUAAUUUAUUUAUUGUUUGUCUUCCCCACUAGUUUCACAAACUGAAUUUUGUUUGGUUUGCUCUCCACCAUUUCCACAGCACUUAGAACAGUGCUUGGCACAUAGUAAGCACUCAAUAAAUAUUUGUUAAAAGAAUGAUUUAAUCCAG
Loxodonta africana (African savanna elephant) is the source of this 2208-nucleotide messenger RNA. It is a transcript of the gene RNF175, whose product is annotated as ring finger protein 175. Gene Ontology annotation, molecular function: ubiquitin protein ligase activity; metal ion binding. NCBI's taxonomy places the organism in Eukaryota, Metazoa, Chordata, Mammalia, Proboscidea, Elephantidae. Gene Ontology annotation, cellular component: endoplasmic reticulum membrane; Golgi membrane. The record is from RefSeq and is a predicted model, not a curated record.